UUUUUUUUUUUUUUUUUUUUUUUUUUUUCUUUGAACUCCUUACUCCUUCUUUUCACCUUGUGAUCCUUGAAGAAGAAAAGUAGUCCUGUUUGGACAGAGACAAGUUGAGAGGCAAUUCCGUCUACUUCAACUUUGACAAAACCGGUUCCACUGGUAGACUCCCGCGGGAACGUUGCCCCUCUCACGCCGCCGCAUCACCACAACCACAACCCAAGGGAUAAACCGAUCACUCCUUUGGUUCCCCUAGUUAAGGAGUUUCAGUUUUGACUCUGUCGACUCUGAACCUUCGUGCGAUGAGAGCAUACGUUACACACGAGUUCUAAUGUCAGUCGUCCUUAUCGCGAACAGCUCCAGUCAACAUUGAGUCUGUGUGUGUACUUGACUGCAUCCUGUCACGUCGUACAAGCACCUUCCUAUCCCUAAACUUAUCCCCUUCCAAUCGAUCCUCGCCAGCUUGGAUGCUUGGCUUCCCUUCUUAUACUCCGCUACCCUCGUAGUUCCUCAUCGCUUGGGCAACCUACAUUUCUUUCCCCUUCAUACCAUCGUGAAUCAUCGUUUCACUUGCUUCUUUCCUCAUUCAGUACGCAUCAUGGCAAAUUCACAAGAGCGCCUGGAUGCCCCAGAUGGAUCCGCAUUGACCUGGAUCUUUGACCACUGUCUUCGUUACCCUGGUUCUUACGAACUUCCAUUACGCACUAUGUAUGCACUGAACUGCAACUCCACGAGACAGUCGCCACCCGCCAACUGUGCUCCCGAGACAGCUUUCUGCGAGCGCCCGUCCCACUCUCCAAAGUCUUCUGUGUCGUCCCAGGAUGCUCCUUUGGAUCGUGCUGCCGAUUUUAGGGCACUGCUCACCCACCAAAUCUCUCGAUUGCCGUCACAGCCAUGCUCUCUGCCUCCCAGCUUUGUGACCUCCUUUCUGCGUCGCUGCUUCACUCCGGAGUUAGGUGACGUUGACUUUCCUCAGGCGUUGACCGGCCUUGAUUAUCUCAGGGAUCUGGAGAUUCGUCGAAGGAAGGAAGUGAAAGCGGCCUUGGACCGUCUGCAGGUCAAGCCGGACGAUCUUAAGGAGAAAGAGGAGCUUGGAAAGAAAUGGCCCAAUGUCUUGACCUGGAUCGAGUCCAACUGCGCCAAGAACCGCACGGCCGAGGCACUCUAUACCCAGGUCUACAUUGGCCUACGCCGCUGGACCCUGAUCAAUGAGAUGCUGCUCGAACCACACAACAAGGCCAACUGUAUCGCCAUGCUUAACACUCUUUUUCCACCUGUUACAGAUGCAACCGUCAACCCUACACCACAGUUGACUGCCAAGAUUCUCAAGUCUCAACGGGAUGGCUUCUUCCGGUACAUCGCAGCCUUCGAUAAGCCCAAUGGAAAAGAGAUCCUUCAAAGGGUCAUCACUCAGGGCGCACCGGAGGGAGAGGAGACGGGAUGGCCACUGGUGCGAGACGCUUUGGAUAGGUACCUUCGGCUUACCAACGAAAUUAUUGACGACUGUGCCAUGGUCAAUGACCAGACCAGUCUCGAGGUGACUGUGGAAGCGGAGUCUCAGCCCCGUCGGAAGGUGGAUUCAGGCAUCAGCUUUGGCUCGGCGGAUAAGUUCCACGCUCCAUCUGUUCACAGCAGCAAUGGCUCCGACGACAUCAUGGACAAACCCUUGCCACCGGCCCCGAAAGAAUCUCAUCAGAAGGCUGGUGGAUCCGCAUUAGAGCGGCUAACACGAGAAUUGCGAAAACUCAGUGACGCCGGAAAGGUCAAGAGCCUCAAGAAAAUGAAGUCCUCGAGCGCUCUCGCUAUGCGAUCAGAUAAUAUUCCCAGCCACACUCCUGAUAACUCAUCUUUCUUCGAGAUCGAUGACCAGAAACGAAAGCGUCUGAUUUGGGAGGCUACCAGCCGCAAAAGGACUCAUAGUAAACAGCCCAGCAAUGGCUCACAUUGACUGUGACUCGAUUUGAUUCGAUUGAUUGUACACUUAUGACAGCAUUUUUUUUCUCCACCAAAAAAAGCAGGAAAGACAAAAGCUGAUGUUCUACCACCGGGAUUGUAAUGGAGUUGGCCUUUUGAUUUGUCUUUUGUGAAUUAUCUUGUUAUUUCGGGUUGGGGGCGCAAUUGCCAGCUACAGGCGUCUUUUGUUUGGUCUUUCAGCAUACAAGAGGAUUUGGCGUGUUAUUUUCGCAUUGGGAGUUUUGAGCAUGGUGGAUCAUAUCUCCCAAGUUGAACAGGAGAACCUCAACAACAGCAAAAGCUAAAAUGGCUAAAGAAAAGCCUUGAUGAAUGUCACUAAAUGAUGAUGAUUUUAC
This is a messenger RNA of Aspergillus pseudonomiae, 2300 nucleotides long. RefSeq lists its product as uncharacterized. Bases 590 to 1939 code for a protein of 449 amino acids. Lineage: Eukaryota; Fungi; Ascomycota; Eurotiomycetes; Eurotiales; Aspergillaceae. The transcript is spliced from 2 exons. The record is from RefSeq and is a predicted model, not a curated record.